This is a messenger RNA of Ziziphus jujuba (common jujube), 1345 nucleotides long. RefSeq names its product superoxide dismutase [Fe], chloroplastic. NCBI's taxonomy places the organism in Eukaryota, Viridiplantae, Streptophyta, Magnoliopsida, Rosales, Rhamnaceae. Gene Ontology annotation, molecular function: superoxide dismutase activity; metal ion binding. The transcript is spliced from 9 exons. The record is from RefSeq and is a predicted model, not a curated record. Gene Ontology annotation, cellular component: chloroplast nucleoid. The coding region runs from base 152 to 1180 and encodes 342 amino acids. Gene Ontology annotation, biological process: superoxide metabolic process.
AAGUCGGACCUGCUAGUACUGGUUAGUACCCCGUACUACCAUUAUUAGCACAGGUAGUACCGGUAGUACGUUGCUGUACCAGCAGUAACAGCGUCUAAACCCAAAGUUGAGACAUUUUUCAUAAAAGGCCUCUCUGAAGCAAAGCCGACGUAUGUCUCUGUGUCACACAGUCACACUCACUUCCUACCCUUUCCAGCUCUCAAAAUUUGAAAGAACUUUGGACAUGGUAGCAGCAGCAGUACCAGUAGCAACAGCACCUUAUGCUGCGCCUAAAUCUCUUACGUGCACACUUGGUCCACCAUGGCAAGGGCUUCGUGGGAGUCUGGGUUCAGCUCGGAGCUUGCAAUGCCCUAAGAAAGAGAGACGAUGUACAAGGAAGGCUGGUUCGUGUAAUGUUACUGCUAAAUUUGAGCUAAAGCCUCCUCCAUAUCCGCUGAAUGCUUUGGAACCCCAUAUGAGCAAAGAGACCCUGGAGUAUCACUGGGGGAAGCACCAUAGGGGUUAUGUGGAAAACCUAAACAAGCAAAUUGUAGGAACAGAACUAGAUGGGAUGUCAUUAGAAGAUGUUAUAAUUGUUUCAUAUAACAAGGGGGAUAUUCUUCCAUUUUUCAACAAUGCAGCACAGGUCUGGAACCAUGACUUCUUCUGGGAAUCCAUUAAACCAGGUGGUGGUGGAAAGCCAUCUGGGGAUCUUCUAGAACUAAUUGAAAGAGAUUUUGGUUCUUUUGAAAAAUUCGUUGGAGAGUUCAAGGCAGCUGCAUCUACACAGUUUGGUUCUGGUUGGGCUUGGCUUGCAUAUAAAGCAAAUAGGCUAGAUGUCGGAAAUGCAGUAAAUCCUUAUCCAUCAGAUGAAGACAAAAAGCUUGUAGUGGUGAAGAGCCCCAAUGCUGUGAAUCCCCUUGUUUGGGAUUAUUCUCCUCUCCUUACCAUUGACGUUUGGGAGCAUGCUUACUACCUUGACUUUCAGAACCGGCGUGCUGAUUAUAUAUCAAUAUUUAUGGAGAAACUCGUGUCAUGGGAAGCGGUCAGUUCCAGACUUGAAAUUGCAAAGGCUCGAGCUGUUGAAAGAGAGAGAGAAGAAGAAUUGCGGAAAAGAGAGAGAGAGCAGGCCAAAGCAUCAGAAAGUGAAGGGGUAGAGAUGUAUGUGGACAACAAUAGUGAUGACUCGGAAUCAGAAUGAAGCUUAUUUUGCAGUUUUAAGUAAACUAAAAAACAGUUUUGGUUGUUUGUUUUAGUUCCUAAUUUGAAUGUAAUACAGAGGUCAGCUCAGUUUAGGCGACGCUUAAGACAAUGAAAAGUGAAAAAGAAAGGUGCCUCUUGCAGGAAUGAAACUACAUGUUUUAUA